Messenger RNA from Marmota monax (woodchuck), 2101 nucleotides. It is a transcript of the gene Mrap2, whose product is annotated as melanocortin 2 receptor accessory protein 2. The coding region runs from base 273 to 893 and encodes 206 amino acids. The record is from RefSeq and is a predicted model, not a curated record. Gene Ontology annotation, molecular function: type 1 melanocortin receptor binding; type 5 melanocortin receptor binding; signaling receptor regulator activity. The transcript has 4 exons. Gene Ontology annotation, biological process: protein localization to plasma membrane; regulation of adenylate cyclase-activating G protein-coupled receptor signaling pathway. NCBI's taxonomy places the organism in Eukaryota, Metazoa, Chordata, Mammalia, Rodentia, Sciuridae. Gene Ontology annotation, cellular component: endoplasmic reticulum; plasma membrane.
GGCUCUGAGGGUUUUUCCUGAGAGACUAUUUUGUUUGUCGUGUGUGGUUCUAAAAAUAAAGUUAGUUUCUUUUGACAAGUGGCUCCUGAUUGUGCCCAGCCAGACUGCGGCAGUGCUGCCCUGGGAGGAGCUGCGGGGGCUGAUUCCUGGGUCUUGGCUGGCAUGUGUUGCCUUAUGGAGUUGCUGGUUCUGGUCUAGCUGGGAGCCAACUCAUAACCUUACAGCCUCAGAUUCUCUAUGUGUGUACCUACCCACCUGGACAUGGUGUGGAGAUGUCUGUCCAGAGGUUAAUUUCUAACAGAACCUCCCAGCAAUCCGCAUCUAAUUCUGAUUACACCUGGGAGUAUGAGUAUUAUGAGAUUGGACCGGUUUCCUUUGAAGGACUGAAGGCUCACAAAUAUUCCAUCGUGAUUGGAUUUUGGGUUGGCCUUGCAGUCUUCGUGAUUUUCAUGUUUUUUGUGCUGACCUUGCUGACCAAGACAGGCGCCCCACACCAAGACAAUGCAGAGUCUUCAGAGAAAAGAUUCAGAAUGAACAGUUUUGUGUCAGACUUUGGGAAACCUCUGGAGCCAGACAAGGUGUUUUCUCGCCAGGGCAAUGAUGAGACCCGGUCUCUCUUUCACUGCUACAUCAAUGAAGUGGAACACUUGGACAGGGCCAAAGCCUGUCACCAGACCACAGCCAUCGACAGCGAGGUCCAACUCCGGGAAGCCAUCCAAGGAGGCAGGCAGCCAGAGGAGGAGCUGAACAGGCUCAUGAAGUUUGACAUCCCCAACUUUGUGAACACAGACCAGAGCUCCUCCUUUGGGGAGGAUGAUCUUCUGAUUUCCGAACCACCCAUUGUUCUAGAAAAUAAGCCAGUUGCCCAAUCCUCCCACAAAAACCUAGAUUAACACAUGCUCUGUGUCUUCCUGAAGAUGUGGGUUCUGUCUUUGUAUGGCAUGAUAUCUCCAUCCACCAAAAGCGUUUGUGUGUGUGUAUGUGUGUGUGAGAGAGAAGAGAGAAAGGGAGAACGCCCUAAGAAGAGAGCUGAUGUUUUGCUUUUUAACACAUUUGGGAGUUUUUUUUUAUUAUUAUUAAAGUGUUUAUUUUAAGCUAUCUCAUUUUCCUUGUUGAAAAAUUUGGCCAGAUGCCUCACAUCAGCACUCCUGAGGAUUAGCACACUGCUUUCUAAUCUGACCCUUCCACCAUUACUCUCCCUUUAGCAAGUUGCUUUUCCUCUCUGGGCUGCCACAUUUUUAGUUUUCAGGGGUUGGGUCUGGAGUAGAUGAUCUAUCCCAGCUCUAAUAUUCUGUGAAUUUAUGGCUUUGCAUCCAAGACAAGCUGAGAUAUGCAUAAAGCAGUAUAAACUAGGCACUCCUAUCUCUUAUGGAGUUCUCAAGUCUCUAUAUCUUUCAGUCAACCCUUAACUGAGUCAUGCUUUAGUCAGAGACCUUUACCAGGAUGUCAGGAGACUCACAGUCACUGUGGCCAACCUGACUGCUGGGUUGUGCUAAAACAAAUUUUCUGAGGUUCUCCAGCCACCCAUGCUUAAACCUGGGGGUAGAUCUGUUCCCCUUGGAAUGAGUACCAACUCAUGGGACCUCACAUAGCAUUUCUGUCUCAAAGAAAUGCAGGGAAGUUGUCAGCUGAGUUGGUGGAAUACCUUCUGUGUAUCUGUGUUGGCGUAUCUGUUGUCACACAGUGCUGUACCUUUGGCUUCAGAACAACACCACCACAACUAUACAUACAUGUGUGUGUGUGUAUACAUGUAAACACCUAUAUACAUAUGUAUGUAUGUAUACACAUAUACACACAUAUAUACACAAUUUUCCAUGCUGUCUGUUACUUGGCAGAUGUGUACAUGACAGCCAUCUGUCUUUGAACUGAGAUGGUCAGGGUGUUGUACAUAACAAACAGAUACCCAAGGUAGUCUGGAUUAUGUUAACAUGAGGGCAACACAGAGUUAAUUUCAUGAAGGAAUCAAAUGAACUGCUCGCAUUAGAAAACAACACCAUCAGCUGUAUGCAUGGCCAGCUGCUAAUCACUUGGUGGCAUUUUCACUGUGGAUUUAUUCACCACCUGUCUUGUUUAAGCUACAGAAUAAAUGCAUAUGACCACA